Molecule: messenger RNA, 4350 nt
Organism: Debaryomyces fabryi
Lineage: Eukaryota; Fungi; Ascomycota; Pichiomycetes; Serinales; Debaryomycetaceae
Gene: LTE1
Product: mitotic regulator
Exons: 1
Coding region: 1-4350 (1449 amino acids)
Biological process (GO): Ras protein signal transduction; positive regulation of GTPase activity
Cellular component (GO): plasma membrane
Molecular function (GO): guanyl-nucleotide exchange factor activity
Source: RefSeq, a predicted model, not a curated record
AUGGAUCUUGAACAACAGUUCAGGGUUGAAAUGACAGUAGAAAAUAGUAUUCUCGAAGUAUCUAACGAUGGAAGUGGCUUGAUGGAAAACAGUGAUCAACGAAACACUGGCGAUAGGAAUAGUGAAGAAAACAUAUUCUAUGAAGCCAAUACGGAGAGAAGCAAUGAUAUUAAUAUUCAAGGAGUGGAACCGGGAACGAUACAUCCAGAAUUUAUGUACAAUGAACAUGAUGAAUCUAUAUUCGAUGACGAGAAUGUGUUCCCCAGUCUUAAUCCAGAGGCGGAAGACAUAGUGAAAUUUGACGAAAGUAAUCCCGAACUAAUAAACCAUGCUACACUCAAAGCAUUGAUAGUCCAAUUGACGUCACCAGAAGUUAUUGAUUACAACUUGAUUUGUGAUUUCUUUCUUACAUACAGAAUAUUUGUUGAUAGCGAAAAAGUGAUGAAUAUGUUAUUAAUAAGAUUAAUAUGGUCGUUACAGUAUAUCAAUUCAAAUAAUGAAGCAAGCAUAAACAUUGGUAAAUUGGUACUAUUAAGAACUUUUGUUGUAUUGAGACAUUGGAUGUUGAAUUACUUUGUUGAUGAUUUUGACUCUAAUAACCACUUAUGUGAUAUAUUCACUUACAAUAUGAAUCAAAUAACAAAUGAAUCGAAUCUAGUUACAGAUGAUAUGUUUUUCGAACAAAAGGUUUUGAAGGAUUUAAAAAUUCAUUGGAUAUCUUUGUUGAACGAGUUUUGGAAUGUUGAAAUUGACCUUGAUAUUGUAUCAGAUGAUAUCUUGCAAUAUAGAUUACCUAUGAUAUUCGAAAUUUCAAAUGCCAAAAAAUUAUCCAAAAGUAAUACCGAAAUGUCUAUUCAUACGAAUGCGUCAUAUAGAAGAUCGGCCAUGUUAUCAUUAUAUGAUCCGAAGAUUCAGCAUAAAUGUCUUAUAUUUGGUACAAAUGGUAAUGAUGAAAAUCCACAGCUUUCUGUGAACAACUUAUUGCUCCACCAUCAAUCAUCCAGGCUUUCAGUAAAUACGAAGUUACAAGAACUCAAAGACAAGAAGUUGAAAGAUGUAACCGUUGAAAGGAAGCCCUUAACAUCAAACACAAAACAUAAUCAUAUGAACCUUCAAGAUUCAUCGUUAGGUUUAAAGAAAACCUCUCAAAACAAACAACAAACUCUUGAAGAAACACAAGCUGGCGUAUCAACUCCAAUUAAGAAUAAAGAAAAUAUCAAUUUCGAUAAUAAGCUUUCCCCUAUUAAAAUGGUAAAUAUAGGAUUUUCGACAAAUGGUAAUGUAAAACUUCCUUCGUCGAAGGUAACCGCAAUUUUACCCCCUACUCCAGUAAAGAAAAUGGACUAUGUUAUCAAACAGACUAAUGUGAAUGAUCCUUCCCACAAACCUAAUCAUUACAUUAAGGAUGGAAAGACCACAGAUGAUGCAUUGAGUGAUUUUGGAAGAAAGAAGUCAUUAAAAAAGUUUGUUGAUGGAUGGAAAAAAUCGUUUAAUCAUAAUUCAUCGAAUAUUAACCACGCAUCACAUGCAACGAAUAACAGUCAGGGUAGUAAGGAUAUGAAUAAUUUAAUAAAGGAUGCAAUGAAUGUAAUGUCUGAAAACGACGAAGAAGAAAUUGGGGAUAGAGUUGAUGUCCUAUGUGCUAGAGCUGUUGACGAAUUGGAAUACUUGAUACGAUACUAUGUUGGUAAUGAUUCUCCAUCAACUAUAAUUGAAAGGGAUAUUGAUGGGAUCGAAGAAAAUAAUAAGAGAAAUACAAUUGAUGAAUUUGUCGAUGUUACUGUAGAUGAAAAUCGAGAAGACAACAAAGCAGAUCAUUAUGAUGAUGAAUCAAUUGAUAUAAUGGCAUCUCCAGCAAAAAAGCCUAGAGUCACAAGUACAUCUCAUAGUAGUCCCGUGAGAGGAAAGAUUGAAAAUAUUGACGACAACGAAGAUUCAUCGGCAAUCGACAUUAAUGAUUUAUCAGAACUCAAUCUCAAAAAAAUAGACAAUUUGAUCAAUACUGAUGAGAUAAAUUAUGAAGAACAACGACAAGAUAAAGAGCAUUAUAAACAAAGAAGUCAUACUCCAGUUGAUCAAAUAUUUGGAAGGUCGUUUGACGCAUCUAACCAAUCAUCUUUCCAAAGACCAGCAAGUAUUAAUUGGAAUGAUGAGGGUGAUCUUGAUUUAGAAUAUUCAGAAAAUAAGACGACAGGGUCGGUGGAUGAUUUUGAUGAUGAACCUAAAUCUCCAAUAAAUCAGGACCAAUCAUUUAAUAUUGGCUCCCAAUUACCUCCCGACCCUCAUUACGUUAUUAACAAUCAAUCUAGUAAGUCAUUUGAAUCUUCAAUUUCAACACCUAGUAACAUAACACAAUAUAACGCUGAGGUUGCAGAUCUUGGAAUUGCGUUGAGCCCCCAUCUGAUGAAGAAUAAUUCAGUAAGAAGAAUUAGCUUCAAUGAAGCUAACUUGACGAAGAAUAAUAGUAACCGCAAACGCAUGUCUACGUUGUCAAAAAAUUCAUCCGGAUCAAUAUUUCGUAAAGAUAGCCGAAAUUCAGCGAAGUCCUAUAUUAGUUACGAUUCUGCUUUUUCGAUUUCUAAAGGGUCAGCUACCUAUAAAAAUAACGAGCUAGACAACGGUGAAUUAAAGAAAAAGACAGCAUAUACUGAUCUUCGAACUGUUGCUGGUAUCAACGACCAAAGACCAGCUUUGGAUUCUAGAAUAAGCAUAGAGUCAAUGUCAAUGGGUUCGUAUCUAUCAAGAUCGUCGUCAUUAAGGAAAAGUGUCAGACUCAGUACAUUAUGUGCUUUGACUGAAUUACCAUUUGGCGAACACAACGCAUCGAAUAUAUCGACUGAUAGACGUAUCCCAAGCAUCAAGAAAGAAUUAAGACAACUGGAUAUAUCAGAUAGUUCAUUUUUUUCUAUUGCAGCUAGAUCGAAGACAAAUUCCGUUAUGGCAUAUAACGAGCAAACUCAAAAUAGUCAUAAUUCGUCUAGUAAUUCGGUAGUGAUACCAGGAAUCAGCAAUUUCGUUUUAAAAGAACUAGCGGAUAUACCAGACGAAUCCUUUCAACAAAACAGUCCACUUGAUCAUGCAUUAUAUAAAUUAGAAGGAAAGAAAUCGAAUUCAAGCGAUCCUAAAGAUGAAACGAAGAAUGAUCUAUUAUCAAAGGAGGUAUCUUACGUGGAAAAUGCAAACGAAAGUAAUAUCAUUCCUGAUAAUACUCAAGACAUUUUAAAUGAAAUCAAUAAUGCCAACACUCAAGAUAUAGACGACUAUCCGAGCGACAUUGUUGACAUGACCCAGGAAAGGCCCUUAACGCCUGUAAAGAAUAUGAUGGUUGUUAAGUCGCCACAAAAGAAAAAAGCAAGAGGUUCUUUAAAGAAAAAUGAAAGCAUUUUCUUCGUCAGCAACGGAUCCAGUCCACGACAAUUUCCAUCACCUAAAACUAUUUUGAAUGGAUACUAUAUUUCAACGGAUAUUUUAUCAAUCGAGAAAGUAAUGGAGACGGACUCACACAUUUCGUUUUUAUUAAGUUACGAUUCUAAAUCCUUAGCGGACCACUUCACUGUGAUUGAAAGAGAUAUUCUACAGGAAAUCGACUGGAAGGAGCUUAUUGAACUUAAAUGGAACAAGGAACUUAUCCCCGUGAAUAGUUGGCUUGAGAUAAUUGUGAACGAUAACUACUUUCACAAGAAUAAAGGUGUCAAUUUGGUUAUCGCGAGAUUCAACUUGAUGGUCAAUUGGAUUAUAUCCGAAAUUGUGAUGUCAAAAACACAACUUGAAAGAAUUAGCAUCAUCUCGCGGUUGAUACACAUAGCCCAUAACUGUUACGUGUUGCAAAACUUUUCAACAUUGAUGCAAAUAAUUCUCGGAUUAACUUCUGAAAAGGUCCUGAAGUUGAAAGAGACCUGGAAGAACUUGCCUCCAGGUGACAUUUUAAUCUUGAAGAAUUUGGAAGAACUUUCUUCUCCAUUGAAAAACUUCUUAAACAUUCGGUUGUGCAUAAACCAUAUAAAACCAUCUAAUGGUUGCAUUCCGUUUGUUGGUUUGUACUUGUCCGACCUUAUCUUCAAUGCUGAGAGACCUGCGUUUAUCAAGACUAAAAUUCCCCAUGCUGCGAAAAAUAAUGAUACCACCGGUGGGGACUCUACAUUGAAUACACAAAAUAUUGCAGCAAAAAUGAUCAACUUCUCUCGUUUCCGUACUUCGGUUCAAAUUGUGAAGUCAUUAUCUCAAUGUAUCGAAUGGUCCUCCCAUUAUGAUCUACCAAUACAAAAAGACUUGUUAUCCAAAUGUCUCUACAUUAAGUCCUUGGACGAAGAAGAGAUGAACUUUUGUUUACUGAAUAUUGUCGAUCCAUGA